Messenger RNA from Camarhynchus parvulus, 3040 nucleotides. RefSeq names its product LIM domain kinase 1 (gene LIMK1). Bases 491 to 2323 code for a protein of 610 amino acids. NCBI's taxonomy places the organism in Eukaryota, Metazoa, Chordata, Aves, Passeriformes, Thraupidae. The record is from RefSeq and is a predicted model, not a curated record. Gene Ontology annotation, molecular function: protein binding; ATP binding; protein serine/threonine kinase activity. Gene Ontology annotation, biological process: actin cytoskeleton organization; protein phosphorylation; positive regulation of stress fiber assembly. The transcript has 15 exons. Gene Ontology annotation, cellular component: nucleus; cytoplasm; neuron projection.
GGACAGCGGGGACGCUGGGGACACCAGCAUGGCAUCGGGGGCAUCGGGGUGGAUGGUGUCCUGGACGCUGGAAUGGAUGGCCUUAGGGACACUGGGAUAGCAUCAGGGACAGUGGGAUGCUCUGCAGGGACAAGGACAGUGCUCCCUCCCGUUCCAGCCAUGGCAGGGACAGGCGUGGCUGUGGCUCCUGGCGCCCGUGGGGGUGCUCCGGCCGAGGCCAGGCCUGGCAGAGGGCUCUGCUGCCUGUCCCUCGCUGUCCCCUCCUGCCGGGUGACAGGGCGCGUGUGGCUGAUGUCACCCGCCCCCCUCCCUCCCAGUUUCCUCUUUCACUCGAGCCCUCCCGGCAGCUCCAGCUGUUUUGCCCCGAGAAGGAGAAGGAGAAAGGGCCCGGGUCGGGGGGCACAGGGGUGCCCGGGACCUGACAGGGUUCCCUGCGGGGCUGGGGGUGCCCAGGGUUGUCCCCGGGGUGUGUCCCUGUCGGUGGAGGAGGAUGCUGGCGGCGGUGCUGAGGAAGAGCCGCGUCCUGAGCGCUGGAGCCAAGUGUUGCGAGUGCGGGGCCUCCCUGUCCCACCAGUACUACGAGAAGGAUGGGCGCCUGUACUGCAAGAAGGAUUACUGGGCACGCUUCGGGGAGCUGUGCCACGGCUGCUCUGAGCAGAUCACCAAGGGGCUGGUCAUGGUGGCUGGGGAGCAGAAGUAUCACCCCGAGUGCUUCAGCUGCCUCAACUGCCGCGCCUUCAUCGGGGACGGGGACACGUACGCACUGGUGGAGCGCUCCAAGCUCUACUGCGGCCACUGCUACUACCAGAUGGUGGUGACCCCGGUGAUCGAGCAGAUCCUGCCGGACUCGCCGGCCUCCCGCAUCCCUCACACCGUCACCCUCGUGUCCAUCCCCGCCUGCUCCGACGGCAAGCGCGGCUUCUCCGUCUCCAUCGACCAGGGCUGCGGCACCGAGCACCCGCGCACUGUGCGCGUCCGAGAGGUAGACCCGGACUGCAUCAGCCCUGACAUGAAGAACUCCAUCCAUGUUGGUGACCGCAUCCUGGAGAUCAACGGGACCCCUAUUGGCCACGUCCCCCUGGAUGAGAUCGACCUGCUGAUCCAGGAGACAAGCCGCCUGCUGCAGCUAACCAUUGAGCACGACCCCCACGAGCCCCUGGGCCAGGAGCCAGGGCUGGCAGGCAGCCCCCUGCCCGCCCUGUGCAGCCCCCUGCGCUCACCAGCCCCCGUGCCCUGCGGGGACCCCGCUGCCAUGCGCCAGCGCGCUGUCACGAGGAGCUGCAGCACAGACAAGUCCCCGGGCUCGGGCUCCGUGGGCUCUCCCGCGUCCCAGCGCAAGGACAUCGGGCGCUCCGAGUCCCUGCGCGUCGUGUCCCGCGCCCACCGCAUCUUCCGCCCCUCGGACCUCAUCCAUGGAGAGGUGCUGGGCAAGGGCUGCUUCGGCCAGGCCAUCAAGGUGACGCAUCGGGAGACGGGCGAGGUGAUGGUCAUGAAGGAGCUGAUUCGCUUCGAUGAGGAGACCCAGAGGACAUUCCUCAAAGAGGUGAAGGUGAUGCGCUGCCUGGAGCACCCCAACGUGCUCAAGUUCAUCGGAGUGCUCUACAAGGAGAAGAGACUCAACUUCAUCACAGAGUACAUCAAAGGGGGCACCUUAAGGAGCCUCAUCAAGAGCAUGGACAGCCACUACCCCUGGAGCCAGCGGGUCAGCUUUGCCAAGGACAUCGCCGCUGGCAUGGCCUACCUCCACUCCAUGAACAUCAUCCAUCGUGACCUCAACUCUCACAACUGCCUCGUGCGAGAGAACAAGAGUGUGGUGGUCGCUGACUUCGGGCUGGCGCGGCUGAUGGUGGAUGAGAAGAACCAGCCUGAACAUCUCAAGAACCUGAAGAAACCGGACCGUAAGAAACGCUACACGGUGGUGGGGAACCCCUACUGGAUGGCCCCUGAGAUGAUCAAUGGGAGGAGCUAUGAUGAGAAAGUGGAUAUCUUCUCCUUUGGCAUCGUCCUGUGCGAGAUCAUCGGCCGGGUGAGCGCUGACCCCGAUUACCUGCCCCGCACCACCGACUUCGGCCUCAACGUCCGGGGCUUCCUGGAGCGCUACUGCCCCCCCGCCUGCCCCCCCAGCUUCUUCCCCAUCGCCGUCUGCUGCUGCGACCUGGACCCCGAGAAGCGGCCGUCCUUCGCCAAGCUGGAGCAGUGGCUGGAGACGCUGCGCAUGCACCUGGAGAUCCACCUGCCGCUGAGCUCGCAGCUGGAGCAGCUGGACCGAGCCUUCGGGGAGGCGCACCGGCGGGAGGGGGCGCUGCCCGCGGCCCCGCGGUAGAGCCCCCGCCCGCGCCCCUCUGCAGCCACGGGAGAAGGAGCUGCGCUCGCCACCAGCCGCUCCUGGGGCUGCCUCACCCCGGGGCUGGAUCCCCGGGCCCCUGGACGCGCCCCCGCCCCGCUGCCCACCCCGGGGAGCUGGUUCUCCCCGGGGCCGCAUGGCCCUGGGCACCCCCACGCCGUAGCUCUGACCGCCAGGACCAGCCCGGCUGGCCGCACCGCGGGGACCGUCCCCGUGUCCCCCACCUGGCUCACCUCCCCUUUGCACAGCGGGGCUGCCCCGCCCAACCCCCGGGCUGCCCCGGACAGAGCCGCGGCCCUGCGGCGGUGCCUUGGCUUUCCGUGAACUUGCACUUGGACCCAGGAGGGACCCCGCGGCCCCCCAGGGCACCCUCGUAGCAACGCCCUCGACCGGCCCCUGAGGCUGCUCCCGCCGGCACCCCGGGCUCGGGGGGCUGCCGGCACCCCGGCCGAGCGAGGGGACACCCCCGUGGCGUGGGGACAGGCACGUAGCGGUCCCUGCCGCCCCCGCGCCUCUGCUGCCCGUGCUGAGCCCUGACCACGCAGUCCCGGGGUCGUGGGGCUGCGGCUCAUCUCGGUCCCCCUGCCCUGGAGGGCCCGGGGGGUUGCGCCACGCGGUGCUUUUCAUGCUCUUUAUUCAGGUUCAUUUUUCUGUAAGAUAUUUAAAGAGAAGAGUUUGUAUUAUUUUUUCAUACAA